This is a messenger RNA of Sciurus carolinensis (gray squirrel), 4889 nucleotides long. It is a transcript of the gene Cdh2, whose product is annotated as cadherin 2. The transcript is spliced from 16 exons. Gene Ontology annotation, molecular function: cadherin binding; calcium ion binding. The record is from RefSeq and is a predicted model, not a curated record. Lineage: Eukaryota; Metazoa; Chordata; Mammalia; Rodentia; Sciuridae. Gene Ontology annotation, biological process: multicellular organism development; adherens junction organization; regulation of synaptic transmission, glutamatergic. Bases 966 to 3686 code for a protein of 906 amino acids. Gene Ontology annotation, cellular component: intercalated disc; adherens junction; presynaptic active zone membrane.
CGGGAGAGCGGCGGCGGCGGCGGCUCGCCCAGGUCGCGCUGGCGGAGGCCGAGCGGGGUGCGCUGGCAGCGGCGGGGGGCGGCGCGCGCGAGUGAGCGGCGUUGGGCGAGGACCGGCGGGCGGGUGCCGGCGCGCAGGCAGCAGGGGCGGCCGCAGCGACAGCUGCGCGGGACGGAGCCGCGGCGGUAUCAGCGGUGCCGGCUUUCGGCGUCACCCCUGCGCGGCCGAGGCCGGAGAACAGUCUCCAACUAGCCAGGGGACAGGAAAGGGGAGCCAAAAAGAGGCCCUCGGUCCCCACGCAGAGGCAAGGGCAGCCGGAUUGCUGCCCUUUGUGGGCAAAGAGCGCACGGCCCAGAGCGCCCUCCCCGCCGCGCUCUCCCCCGCAUCUUCGUCGCACUGAGCGGCCCUGGAGAGGAGAGCCGGAGGAAGCAAAACCACGAGCCCGAAACCUCGCGUUGAGGAGCUCCUGGGGAGCGCCAUCCGCUCCACUUCCACCUCCGCAUCCAACACCGGCCAAGGUCCCUGCCGCUGCAUCCCUAGCGGCUUCCGCUGCGCUCCGGGCCGGAGCAGAGCUGCCUGCGCUGCCACCGCGGCCGCCUACACACACACACACAUCCACACACACACACACACAGCGCUCUCUCUCUCUCUCACACACACACACAUUCGUGCGCACACACACUCACACGCACCCCCGCCCUUCUCCCCCGCCCCCUCCCCAGCUCCUUGAUCUCUCGGUCUGUUUUAUUACUCCUGGUGCGAGUCCCGCGGACUCCGCGGCCCGCUAUUUGUCAUCAGCUCGCUCUCCAUUGGCGGGGAGAGGAGAGCAGCGGAGAAGGGGGUGGGGUGGGGAGGGGAAGGGAAGGGGGUGGAAACUGCCUGGAGCCGUCUCUCCGCGCCGCUGUUGGUGCUGCCGCUGCCUCCGCCGCCGCCUCCGGCUCCUCGCUCGGCCCCUCUCCGCCUCCAUGUGCCGGAUAGCGGGAGCGCCGCGGACCCUGCUGCCGCUGCUGGCGGCCCUGCUUCAGGCGUCUGUAGAGGCUUCUGGUGAAAUCGCAUUAUGCAAGACUGGAUUUCCUGAAGAUGUUUACAGUGCCGUCUUAUCGAAGGAUGUGCAUGAAGGACAGCCUCUUCUCAAUGUGAAGUUUAGCAACUGCAACGGGAAAAGGAAAGUACAGUAUGAAAGCAGCGAGCCUGCAGAUUUCAAGGUGGAUGAAGAUGGCAUGGUCUAUGCCGUGAGAAGCUUUCCACUCUCCUCUGAGCAUGCUAAAUUCCUCAUCUAUGCCCAAGACAAAGAGACUCAAGAGAAGUGGCAAGUGGCGGUAAAGCUGAGUCUCAAGCCAACCGUAACUGACGAAUCGACAAAGGAAUCCCAUGAAAUUGAAGAGAUAGUAUUCCCAAGACAAUUCACCAAGCACAGUGGGUACCUACAAAGGCAGAAGAGAGACUGGGUCAUCCCUCCCAUCAACUUGCCAGAAAAUUCCAGAGGACCCUUUCCUCAAGAGCUUGUCAGGAUCAGGUCUGAUAGGGAUAAAAACCUUUCACUGCGGUACAGUGUCACGGGUCCAGGAGCUGACCAACCUCCGACUGGCAUCUUCAUUAUCAACCCCAUCUCAGGUCAACUGUCAGUGACAAAGCCUCUGGAUCGUGAGCUGAUAGCCCGGUUUCAUUUGAGGGCACAUGCAGUAGAUAUUAAUGGCAAUCAAGUGGAGAACCCCAUUGACAUUGUCAUCAAUGUUAUUGACAUGAACGAUAACAGACCUGAGUUCUUGCACCAGGUGUGGAAUGGGACCGUUCCUGAGGGAUCAAAGCCUGGAACAUAUGUGAUGACCGUAACUGCUAUCGAUGCUGAUGAUCCAAAUGCCCUAAAUGGGAUGUUGAGGUACAGAAUCCUAUCCCAGGCUCCCAGCACCCCUUCACCCAACAUGUUCACCAUCAACAACGAGACUGGUGAUAUCAUCACAGUGGCAGCUGGACUCGAUAGAGAAAAAGUGCAACAGUAUACGUUAAUAAUUCAAGCUACAGACAUGGAAGGCAAUCCCACAUACGGCCUUUCAAACACAGCCACGGCCGUCAUCACAGUGACAGAUGUCAAUGACAAUCCUCCAGAGUUUACUGCCAUGACAUUCUAUGGUGAAGUUCCUGAGAACAGGGUGGAUGUCAUAGUAGCUAAUUUAACUGUGACUGAUAAGGAUCAGCCCCAUACGCCAGCCUGGAACGCUGUCUACAGAAUCAGUGGUGGAGAUCCUACAGGAAGGUUUGCCAUUCAGACCGACCCAAACAGCAAUGACGGGUUAGUCACCGUGGUAAAACCAAUCGACUUUGAAACGAAUAGGAUGUUUGUCCUUACUGUUGCUGCAGAAAAUCAAGUGCCAUUAGCCAAAGGAAUCCAGCACCCACCUCAGUCCACUGCAACUGUGUCUGUCACAGUUAUUGAUGUGAAUGAAAAUCCUUAUUUUGCCCCCAAUCCCAAGAUCAUUCGCCAAGAAGAAGGUCUUCAUGCAGGUACCAUGCUGACAACAUUCUCUGCUCAGGACCCAGAUCGAUAUAUGCAACAGAAUAUUAGAUACACAAAAUUAUCUGAUCCUGCCAAUUGGCUAAAAAUAGAUCCUGUGAAUGGCCAAAUCACUACAAUUGCUGUUUUGGACAGAGAAUCACCAAAUGUGAAAAACAAUAUAUAUAAUGCUACUUUCCUUGCUUCUGACAAUGGAAUUCCUCCUAUGAGUGGAACAGGAACACUGCAAAUCUAUUUACUUGAUAUUAAUGACAAUGCCCCUCAAGUGUUACCUCAAGAGGCAGAGACUUGUGAAACGCCAGACCCCAAUUCAAUUAACAUCACAGCACUUGAUUAUGACAUCGAUCCAAAUGCUGGACCAUUUGCUUUUGAUCUUCCUUUAUCUCCUGUGACUAUUAAGAGAAAUUGGACCAUCACUCGGCUUAAUGGUGAUUUUGCUCAGCUCAAUUUAAAGAUAAAAUUUCUCGAGGCUGGUAUCUAUGAAGUUCCCAUCAUAAUCACAGAUUCCGGUAAUCCUCCCAAGUCCAAUAUUUCCAUCCUCCGAGUGAAGGUUUGCCAGUGUGACUCAAAUGGGGACUGCACAGAUGUGGACCGGAUUGUGGGCGCAGGGCUUGGCACAGGGGCCAUCAUUGCCAUCCUGCUGUGUAUCAUCAUCCUGCUCAUCCUUGUUCUGAUGUUUGUGGUGUGGAUGAAACGCCGGGAUAAAGAACGCCAGGCCAAGCAACUUUUAAUUGAUCCAGAGGAUGAUGUAAGAGAUAAUAUUUUAAAAUACGAUGAAGAAGGUGGAGGAGAAGAAGACCAGGACUAUGACUUGAGCCAGCUCCAGCAGCCUGACACAGUGGAGCCUGAUGCCAUCAAGCCUGUGGGAAUCCGGCGACUGGAUGAGAGACCCAUCCACGCUGAGCCGCAGUAUCCAGUCCGAUCUGCAGCCCCACACCCUGGGGACAUUGGGGAUUUCAUUAAUGAGGGCCUUAAAGCUGCUGACAAUGAUCCCACAGCUCCGCCAUAUGACUCCCUCUUAGUCUUCGACUAUGAAGGCAGUGGCUCCACCGCAGGGUCCUUGAGCUCCCUUAAUUCCUCAAGUAGUGGUGGAGAGCAGGACUAUGAUUACCUGAACGACUGGGGACCACGGUUCAAGAAACUCGCUGACAUGUAUGGUGGAGGUGAUGACUGAACUUCAGGGUGAACUUGGUUUUUGGACAAGUACAAACAAUUUCAACUGAUAUUCCCAAAAAGCAUACAGAAGCUAGGCUUUAACUUUGUAGUCUACUAGCACAGUGCUUGCUGGAGGCUUUGGCAUAGGCUGCAAACCAAUUUGGGCUCAGAGGGAAUAUCAGUGAUCCAAUACUGUUUGGAAAAACACUGAGCUCAGUUACACUUGAAUUUUACAGUACAGAAGCACUGGGAUUUUAUGUGCCUUUUUGUACCUUUUUCAGAUUGGAAUUAGUUUUAUGUUUAAGGCUUUAAUGGUACUGAUUUCUGAAACGAUAAGUAAAAGACAAAAUAUUUUGUGGUGGGAGCAGUAAGUUCAACCAUGAUAUGCUUCAACACGCUUUUGUUACAUUGCAUUUGCUUUUGUUAAAAUACAGAAUUAAACAAACAAAAAAAGAACUCAUGGAGCGAUCGAUUUUAUUAUCUUGGGGGAUGAGACCAUGAGAUUGGAAAAUGUACAUUACUUCUAGUUUUAGACUUUAGAUUUUUUUUUCACUAAAAUCUUAAAACUUACGCAGCUGGUUGCAAAUAAAGGGAGUUUUCAUAUCACCAAUUUGUAGCAAAAUUGAAUUUUUUCAUAAACUAGAAUGUUAGACACAUUUUGGUCUUAAUCCAUGUACACUUUUUUAAUUUACUGUAUUUUUUCCACUUCACUGUAAAAAUGGUAUGUGUACAUAAUGUUUUAUCGGCAUAGUCUAUGGAGAAGUGCAGAAACUUCAGAACAUGUGUAUGUAUUAUUUGGACAAUGAAUUCAGGUUUUUUGCAUGUUUAUAUCUUUCGUUAUGGAUAAAGUAUUUACAAACAAAGUGACAUUUGAUUCAAUUGUUGAGCUGUAGUUAGAAUACUCAAUUUUUAAUUUUUUAAUUUUUUUUUAUUUUUUAUUUUCUUUUUUGUUUUGGGGAGGGAGAAAAGUUCUUAGCACAAAUGUUUUACAUAAUUUGUACCAAAAAAAAAAAAAAAAAAGGAAAGAAAAGAAAAGAAAGGGGUGGCCUGACACUGGUAGCACUACUAAGUGUGUGUUUUUAAAAAAAAAAUGAAAAAACAAAAAAAGCUUUUAAACUGGAGAGACUUCUGACAACAGCUUUGCCUCUGUAUUGUGUACCAGAAUAUAAAUGAUACACCUCUGACCCCAGCGUUCUGAAUAAAAUGCUAAUUUUGGAUCUGG